Messenger RNA from Zalophus californianus (California sea lion), 1524 nucleotides. RefSeq names its product keratin, type II cuticular Hb5. Gene Ontology annotation, molecular function: structural constituent of skin epidermis. Gene Ontology annotation, biological process: keratinization; intermediate filament organization. Bases 1 to 1524 code for a protein of 507 amino acids. The record is from RefSeq and is a predicted model, not a curated record. Gene Ontology annotation, cellular component: keratin filament. Lineage: Eukaryota; Metazoa; Chordata; Mammalia; Carnivora; Otariidae. The transcript has 9 exons.
AUGUCCUGCCGCUCCUACAGGAUCAGCUCAGGAUGUGGGGUCACCAGGACCUUCAGCUCCUGCUCGGCUGUGGCCCCCAAAACUGGCAACCGCUGCUGCAUCAGCGCCGCCCCCUACCGAGGGGUGUCCUGCUACCGGGGGCUGACCGGCUUCGGCAGCCGGAGCCUCUCCAACCUGGGCUCCUGCGGGCCUCGCAUGGCCGUGGGCGGCUUCCGCGCCGGCUCCUGCGGCCGCAGCUUCGGCUACCGCUCCGGCGGCGUGUGCGGGCCCAGCCCGCCCUGCAUCACCAGCGUGUCGGUCAACGAGAGCCUCCUCACGCCCCUCAACCUGGAGAUCGACCCCAAUGCGCAGUGCGUGAAGCACGAGGAGAAGGAGCAGAUCAAGUGCCUGAACAACAGGUUCGCUGCCUUCAUCGACAAGGUGCGCUUCCUGGAGCAGCAGAACAAGCUGCUGGAGACCAAGUGGCAGUUCUACCAGAACCAGCGCUGCUGUGAGAGCAACAUGGAGCCCCUGUUCAAUGGCUACAUCGAGACGCUGAGGCGGGAGGCCGAGUGCGUGGAGGCCGACAGCGGGAGGCUGGCCUCGGAGCUCAACCACGUGCAGGAGGUGCUGGAGGGCUACAAGAAGAAGUAUGAAGAGGAGGUAGCUCUGAGAGCCACGGCAGAGAACGAGUUCGUGGUUCUGAAGAAGGACGUAGACUGCGCCUACCUGCGGAAAUCAGACCUGGAGGCCAAUGUGGAGGCGCUGGUGGAGGAGUCUAGCUUCCUGAAGCGCCUCUAUGAUGAGGAGCUCCAGGUCCUCCACGCCCACAUCUCAGACACCUCAGUCAUCGUCAAGAUGGACAACAGCCGGGACCUGAACAUGGACUGUGUUGUGGCUGAGAUCAAGGCUCAGUACGACGACAUCGCCAGCCGCAGCCGGGCUGAGGCUGAGUCCUGGUACCGCAGCAAGUGUGAGGAGAUGAAGGCCACGGUGAUCCGGCACGGGGAGACCCUGCGCCGCACCAAGGAGGAGAUCAAUGAGCUCAACCGCAUGAUCCAGAGACUGACCGCUGAGAUCGAGAAUGCCAAGUGUCAGCGGGCCAAGCUGGAGGCCGCUGUGGCCGAGGCUGAGCAGCAGGGCGAGGCGGCCCUGACUGAUGCCCGCUGCAAGCUGGCGGAGCUGGAGGCCGCCCUGCAGAAGGCCAAGCAGGACAUGGCUUGCCUGCUGAAGGAGUACCAGGAGGUGAUGAACUCCAAGCUGGGCCUGGACAUCGAGAUCGCCACCUACAGGCGGCUGCUGGAGGGCGAGGAGCACAGGCUGUGUGAAGGUGUGGGCUCCGUGAAUGUCUGUGUCAGCAGCUCCCGCGGCGGAGUCGCCUGUGGGGGCCUCACGUGCAGCACCACCCCAGGGCGCCAGAUUGCCUCUGGCCCCGUGGCCACGGGAGGCAGCAUCACAGUGAUGGCCCCUGACUCCUGUGGCCCCUGCCAGCCCCGCUCGUCCAGCUUCAGCUGCGGGAGCAGCCGGUCCGUCCGCUUCGCCUAG